AUGGAAGAUGGUAUUGAGCUUGUUUUCGUUCCAGCCCCUGCAAUGGGUCACCUUGGCUCUGCAGUAGGAACAGCGAAGCUCCUACUGGAAAGACAACCUCAGCUCUGUAUCACUGUCUUACUCAUGAAGAAUCCUCUCCUUCCCGGUUCCAAGAUUAAUUCUUUCAUCGAUUCUUUGAUUGCCGAUGAGAAGGAUGUUAACCCUAGAUUGAAGCUCAUACUAUUGCCUGAUGACCUGGAUGCUUUGAAGAGGCACACUGACAUGCUUUCCAUCUUCCAUGCCUACUACGAUUAUCAUAAGACUAAAGCCAGAGAGUACCUUAAUGAAAUCCACAAGUCUUCAACGGCUUCUGUGAGGCGGCCGCGGCUAGCGGGAUUUGUUGUGGACUUUAUGUUUAUCCACAUGACGGAUGUGGCUGAGGAGUUUGGGGUCCCCACCUACGUGUUCUACGCUCCGGGUGCUGCUAUGCUCGGCCUUCACUUCUAUAUCAACGCUCUCAAAGAAGACCAUGGCAAAGAUCCCGCGGAGUUUAAGGAUUCCGACCCUGAUCUCAAUGUCCCUGCAUAUUCCGUACCCUUUCCGGUGAAGUUACUGCCCAGCUUUGAGUGGGACACAAAGGGGGAAUUCUUGAGCUAUGCCGGACGAAUCCGACACAAGGUCAAAGGCAUCCUUGUCAACACCUUCUUCGACCUUGAGUCGCAUGCCAUUGAAUCUUUAUCUAAAGACAGCACCCUCCCGCCCGUCUAUCCUGUGGGACCCAUAUUAAACCUGCACGGUCAUCCCAAGUAUCAAGAAUCCGGGAAGCAAAUUUUGAAAUGGUUGGAUGACCAACCAGUUUCAUCGGUUGUAUUCCUUUGCUUCGGAAGCGGCACUACUUUUCCCGAGCCUCAAUUGAAGGAGAUAGCCUACGCACUUGAGCGUAGCGGUCAAAGGUUCUUAUGGGCCUUGAGGAGACCACCUUCUCUAAGUUCACCGGUCCCUACCGAGUAUACCAAUCCUGAAGAGGUAUUGCCGGAAGGAUUCUUGGAGAGAACUAAAAGCAUUGGAAAACUUAUAGGAUGGGCACCCCAAAGUGCAGUUCUAGCCCAUCCUGCUGUGGGAGGAUUCGUGUCUCAUUGCGGAUGGAAUUCAAGUUUGGAGAGCAUUUGGUUCGGAGUUCCCGUAGCAACCUGGCCAAUGAAUGCAGAGCAACAAGCAAACGCGUUCCAAUUGGUGAGUGAGAUUGGAAUAGCUGUGGAAAUUAAGAUGGAUUACAAACUUGAACGAAGAGAUCCCAAGAUGAAUAUUGAAAUUGUGAAUGCAAAAGAUAUAGAAAUGGGAAUCAGACGUCUCAUGGAUCACUCUACUUCCAAUUCUAUCAGGGCAAAGGCUAAAGAAGUUAAAGAAAAAAGUAGGAAGGCACUGGAGGAGGGUGGUUCGUCCUUGAAUUUUAUUGAAAGUUUUUUUGAAAAUGUCAUGAACAAUCUUAAUUUAGUGAUCAAAGAAUGAAGAAUAAGAAGAAAUGGUGUCGUCGUAAUAA
Ipomoea triloba (trilobed morning glory) is the source of this 1519-nucleotide messenger RNA. Its product is annotated as anthocyanidin 3-O-glucosyltransferase 2-like. The transcript has a single exon. Gene Ontology annotation, molecular function: UDP-glycosyltransferase activity. The coding region runs from base 1 to 1488 and encodes 495 amino acids. NCBI's taxonomy places the organism in Eukaryota, Viridiplantae, Streptophyta, Magnoliopsida, Solanales, Convolvulaceae. The record is from RefSeq and is a predicted model, not a curated record.